Molecule: messenger RNA, 1215 nt
Organism: Caenorhabditis sp. 36 PRJEB53466
Lineage: Eukaryota; Metazoa; Nematoda; Chromadorea; Rhabditida; Rhabditidae
Source: the annotation of a GenBank genome assembly
AUGGAUUUCUUCUUUUCGUGUUAGUUUUUAACGUAACAAUAGUUUUUAUCUCCGAUCAACAUUUACAGAUUCUUCUCCACUCGUCGGCACACAACGGAAAGCUGUAGAAGCAUGCAUCUCCCGUUGGAUGAAGCGUCCACGGACUCUGAAAAUACGGUCGGAGAGAAAAGAAUUUCGUUCUUCUUCAAACUAACACGACAGGUUUCGGUAUUCCGUUGUGUGGUGACGGCGAAAAAUCUGUGAACGUUGAUCGGAGAGAAAAAAGAUUGUUACGUUAAAAACUAACAGGAAAAAAAGAAAUCCAUGUCCUUUAGUUGCUUGUUCGACUUUUCCGACGAUGGAAAACCUGAAAAUUCUCAUAUUCAUCGAAUGAGAAAAACCCGGAUGAAAACCGAAGUUUCUGCUGAUUUUUAGGCGAAAAAUAAAGACAAAGACGAAGAACAAUAAAGCGUGCGGCAAUGUUGCAAAAAUCGCGGGCAGCGAUAUAUGCGUUUGGGGGGCCGGGCUUUGGCACGCUGCCAGAUUCGAUUCCAACGUCGAACUUUUUUUUUUCAACAGUGACUUUUGUGAAAAGGUUUUGUGAAAAGUUGAGAAGGCUCUAGUAAGUUCUGAAACAUGAGGAAAGGUUUCAGAGAACUUACAUCGCGAGACAAACUUUUGAGAAAAUCAAAAAAUCUCAUAAACUUUUGGUAGCCUUUUACAGGUGAAAUUUCAGAUUAAAUUAACAACUCAGGCAAAUCGUUUGUAAUCUAGCUAGGAGAUUUCGUAAUCUAAACCGAGUUCCGAAUCUAGCUAGGUGAAAACGGAAUCUAAACUAAACCUAGCUAGAUUUCACUGUAAAAACGAAGGCGCGAUCUCGAAUCGCGCCAGCAGACGUAAUUGCUAAUCUAAUUAGAAAAAAUCCGAAUCUAAAGUCAACCUAAUUAGAUUGACGGGAAUUUGAACAGAAAUUUGAACAGAAGGAAGACACGCCGUUUUCGAUCGAUUUCGAACGUUUUUUUUUUAGCUGUUAUACUAUUAUUUUUACAUUUUUGUGCAGAAAUGUGUCUAUUUCAGACGGCAAUCAUGCCACGUGUGAAAAUAACAACUCGAUCUCCGCAACUCCGCACGUGCAUGAGUAUGUUUCCCGGAGCACGUAUAACACGGACUUCUGCUUUCAGCAACCACAGUCGUGCGACGAGCAAGAAAGAAUUGAAGAGAGCGAAAGGAGUGUAG